This is a messenger RNA of Thunnus maccoyii (southern bluefin tuna), 3184 nucleotides long. RefSeq names its product THAP domain containing 12b (gene thap12b). The coding region runs from base 270 to 2531 and encodes 753 amino acids. NCBI's taxonomy places the organism in Eukaryota, Metazoa, Chordata, Actinopteri, Scombriformes, Scombridae. The transcript is spliced from 5 exons. The record is from RefSeq and is a predicted model, not a curated record.
AGGUCUCGUGGGCGGGACGGCGUCUUGCAAACCGAUCUAUUCUUCACUCCAACCGUUUUGAAUGUGCUGUGAAACCUCCGCGCUGUUUAAUAUUUUCUUUUUGGAGACGCCUAUCUGACACUGCUGUGGCCAUACAGGUUGUCUGUGAUCACUUAAAUUCACGUUACUCUCUAAAUCAGAGCGCUACAUUUAUCACCGAUCUAACAAGGAAACUGAAGUUAGCAGAUGACCCUAGGUAGCUAAGUUAAGCUAACUGGCUAGCCCGAAGCAUGCCGAAUUUUUGCGCGGCCCCAAACUGUACACGGAAGAGCACACAGUCAGAUUUGGCAUUUUUUCGGUUUCCACGGGACCCUGAGAGAUGCCGAAUUUGGGUAGAGAACUGCCGCAGGGCAGAUUUAGAGGCGAAAACAUCGGACCAGUUAAACAAGCACUACAGAUUAUGUGCGAAACACUUUGACCCAGCAAUGGUGUGCAAAACAAGCCCCUAUAGGACUGUAUUGAAGGAUACAGCCAUUCCCACCAUAUUUGAUCUGACAAGCCACCUAAAAAAUCCUCAUACCAGACAUCGCAAGCGGAUUAAAGAACUUACUGAAGAAGACCUAAGAAAGAUCAAGGAAAGGAGAUUGGCCUCCUCUAUUGAUCAGCUUGUUUCCAAAAAAGAUGCAGCAGCUGAGGAUAACAGUAACACCAAUGAAGAUGAACCUCAACUUUCCACAGAGGAGAAGGAGUUUCGUGAUUACCUGAGAUCCUUGUUCGAGGUUGUCGUCAUGUUAGCAAAACAGAGUAUCCCGUUAGCGGUGGACAAAGCAUCCGAAGCUGAACACAAGUCCGAUAACUUCCAGGCCCUUCUAGAUUACCGCAUGAACGCCGGAGACGAAGCUUUGAGGAAGCGGUUUGACGCAACAGCUGUGAACACAGAAUACCUUUCUGCAACCCAGCGGGGCCAACUGUUGGAUGUGUGUGAGAACACAGUGAGAGAGGAGAUGCUGAUGGAGGUGAGAGAGAGUCGCUUCUUCUCCCUAGUCACAGGCGACCUCGUUGAAUUUGCCAACGAGAAACACCUGCCUCUAUUUUUACGCUUUGUGAAUCAGCAAAAUGUCCUUCGAGAGGAGUUUUUGGACUUUAUGCCAUUUGAUGGCGAUGAGUCUGCGCUGGUAGAGAGGCUAGAGGCCCAGCUGACUGACCGUUGGGGGCUCAGCAUGGAGGACUGUCGUGGUCAGGCCCACAAGGCCACUGGGGCCUCCACCACCAAGAUGAAAGCUGUGGCAGUAUUACUGAUGGAAAAGUAUCCCCUGUUAUUGCAUAUGCCUUGCUCCCAUACAGCACUGAACAUUCACCUGGCCAACAAUCUACCUUUUCCUAACGUCCAGAUCAUCAUGGAGACUCUGAGGAGGAUCUGUGCUUUCUUUAGAACCCCAUUUACUCAGGAUGAGCUAGAGAAAGCUAUCUCUACUCACUACCAGAAAAAUGAAGAGAAAGGAGCUACACUGAAACAAGCCUGUGGCCCAGGUUGGACAGAGCAACACAAUGUCUUUGACGUGCUGCUAGAUAUGUUGGCACCCCUUCUGCUGUGCAUGGACAGCAUUCGAGACAAUGAUGAUGGAAAGUUUGCUGAUGUGGUCACAGCGGACGCAUAUUCAAUCAUAGAAACUCUUGCUGACUUUGAGAUCAUCGUCACCAUUGUCAUCUUAAAAAAUGUUCUCACAUUCACCAGAGCCUUCGGCAGGAAUCUCCAAGGGGAGACGCUCGAUGUGUUUUGUGCUGCCAACAGUCUAACUGCUGUCCUGCAUUCACUGAACGAGGUCAAUGACAACAUUGAUGUCUACCAUGAAUUCUGGUAUGAGGAGGCCGUGAGUGUGGCCACCGUAAUGGAGAUUCCUGUGAGGGUCCCGAGGCUGUUUCUUCGGAAACAGCGUGCAGCCGACGUGGGAGAAAUCCAAGCAGAGGCGUAUUUUAAGGAGUACGUGACAAUCCCCGUUAUCCGUGGCAUCAUGCAGGAGGUGGAUGACAUGUUCUCCGAAACCAAUGUCAAAGCCCUUAAAUGCCUGUCGCUGGUACCAGCCAUCAUGGGCCAAAUGAAGUUCAACACCACCGAGGAGAACUACGCAGAUGUUUAUCGUAACGACCUCCCAAACCCCGACACACUUCCCGCAGAACUUCAUUGCUGGAGGAUCAAGUGGAAGCACCGAGGCAAAGAGGUGCGUCUGCCCACCACCAUCCAUGAGACGCUGCAGCUUCCAGAUGUCAAGUUCUUUCCCAACGUGAACUCCUUCCUCAAGGUGCUCUCCACCUUGCCGUUGCUGAAAUUAGAGGAUCACAAAAGUGACAUAGCCAGUGAACGGCUGCAGGCCUAUCUUGACAGCAUGCCUGCAAAGCAGUGGAACAGAAGUCUCGCCAUGCUUAACAUAAACACUCACGUCAAACACGACUUGGAUGUCAUGGUAGACAAAUAUUGCAGACUGUACCCAGAGGAUGAUCCUGAAGCCGAGGCAGAGUCUGAGGAAGUGGUUGAGGAAGAUGUGGUGAAAUGAAAAGCCUUGUGAAACAGAUGUCAGUCACAUACAAAUCAUCCUUUUGGUGGCUGCAGCUUGUAAUCAGAUAACUAUCAGGCUCUAAUGUAUGUUUGGUGUGUUUACACCUGCAUUUUUGUACUAAUAAUUUAAAUGUGAAUAUGUAAUUGAAUGUCAUCAGAGAAAAGAAAAAGUAAUGAUGUAUUUAAAUGCCUCACAGCCUGAUUCUCAUUGUAUAUAAAAAAAUCUACUUGGACAGGAAGAAAAUGUUAAAAUAAAUACUCAAUAACUCAUGUAGACUCAGAAAAUUAUAACACCACAAAAGGUGCAGAAAUGGAAGGCAUUUGUUUUUAUAAAUGUUCUAGGUUUCUUUAGUUAUUUUUUACAUUUCUUAGAUUUUUCUGUUCCAUUUGCUGUUGAUCUGCAGUUUUUUCCUUUUAACAGACUGUAAGGCAGGAGGAGCACAAGAGGGAGCAGUUACACCAGCAUUUACAUCAGCAGUAUCCCUGAAUUAAUGCUCAACAAGGAGGUUGAUUUUGAUGCAUCUUCAGCAACAUGUUUUCAGCUCUUUGAGGGGUAAAUUCUGAUUAAAAUAGCUGUUGAUCAAAUAACUGGUGCUUAACUAGAAGAAAAUACAAUUCUGAUUUGUAAUAAAGUUACAUGCUUUAAAUCUA